This is a messenger RNA of Triticum dicoccoides, 2470 nucleotides long. RefSeq lists its product as uncharacterized. The transcript is spliced from 18 exons. Lineage: Eukaryota; Viridiplantae; Streptophyta; Magnoliopsida; Poales; Poaceae. The coding region runs from base 123 to 2147 and encodes 674 amino acids. The record is from RefSeq and is a predicted model, not a curated record.
GAAGACAAGACAAGGGAAGAGCGGAGCAGAGAGCGCCGCGACCGCGAGCGCCCAACCCCCUCACCCCACCCACCUACACCUACUCCCUCCAGCAGAGCCGCCGCCGCCGUCCUGAUCCCGCGAUGUCCUCGUGGCUGCGGAGCGCGGUGAGCAAGGCCGUCGAGGCGGGCGGCCGCAGCGGCGUCACUCGCGCCGUGCUGGGCUACGCCGAUGCCGUCGCCCACCACGCCGGCCAGGCCGUCGCCGAGGGCACCAAAAUCCUCAAUGAUCGCAUGAUCACCCAGAACUACAAAAGUGUCAAGAAGACAGUGAAGCGCUUGGAAGAGGCGGCAGUCUCAUCGCGCGGGGAUCAGAGAGUUCAGGUGCUAACGCGCUGGCUCAGGUCACUUCAAGAGAUCGAGGCUGCGUUCGGAGGUUUGGAUGGGAGUGUCUCACAGAAUGUCUCUUCUAUUGACCCAAACAGCUUGAAAACACCAUUAGCAAGAGUUUUGUUUUAUGACGCUGACAUUGGAGGAGCUCCUAUGAACUUCCGAGAUGUAUUCCUCUAUAGCCAAGCACUUGAGGGUAUUACAUUGUCCAUGGUUCUUGAAGCUCCCAAGGAAGAAGAGGUCUCCCUGCUUUUGGAAAUUUUCGGCCUAUGUCUUACAGGAGGGAAAGAAAUCAAUAAUGCAAUUAUAAGCAGCAUACAAGACUUGGCAAAAUCAUUCUCAAUUUACCACGAUGAAGUCCUGGUGAAACGUGAAGAGCUGCUUCAGUUUACCCAGAGUGCUAUUUCAGGACUAAAGAGGAGUGUUGACAUUGUGAGGAUAGAUGCUGAAGCCUUAGAAUUGUGGAAGAAACUAGAUGAGGAGGCAUUGCGAGUUCAAUCAACUGAAGAUCCUGAAAAAGCUUCAGAAGAUACUGCUGUUGCAGUCGUUGAGUCUUUUAAAGAAGCACUCACUGAAGUGAGGUUCUGCUCUAGAAUGGAAGACCUUCUACUGAAGAAAAGAUCAAUUAACGCUGGGGAUUCCCCAGAGGUUCAUUUCCAGAAGGUUGACAAAUUAAAGGUCUUAGCAUCCUCCCUUGCCAAUUCAUCCUCCAAGGCAGAGAAGCGUAUUUUGGAUCACAGACGCCAGAAAGAGGAGGCUCUUAACUUUCGUGCCAAAAAGGAGAAUGAAGUGAGUGCAGUUGAAAAAGAGUUGACUGCUGAGAUUUCUGAAUUGGAGAUGCAAAGGGAUGAACUUGAGGCUCAGCUGAAGAAGGUCAACAUUUCACUGAAUGCUGCUGUUGGGCGGCUCAAGCUAACAAGGGAAGAGAGGGAUCAGUUUGAUGAAGCAAACAAUCAGAUGAUCUUUAGUUUAAAAGCGAAGGAGAAUGAACUUUCAAAAACUAUUGCCUCAUGUAAUGUGGAGGCUGGUGUAGUCAAGACUUGGAUCAAUUUCCUCGAGGAUACUUGGCAGCUCCAGUCGUCAUACGAUGAACAGAUUGAACAGAAAACCAAUGCUGAGCUAGAGAGAUGCACAAGCAAUUUUAUGAAGUUGACGAAAUAUCACCUUUCUACAUUCAAGGAAGUUCUAAGCCCAUCGAUUGAGCGGAUCCACACAUACGUGGAUAAUUUGGCAUUCUUAAAUUCAAGGGAUGACUCAACGGAACUUGAAGACGAGGAGGUGUCAGAAAAGACAAGCCCACAGAAAGCCCUUGAGGAGGAAUAUUUGGAAACUGAAAAGAAGAUCGUAAUUGCCUUCAGCAUCACUGAUCACAUGAAGAAGCUAUUUUAUUCCGAACAAGGGUACAGUUCUAGGAGAGAUGAUCCAGAGGUCAGGAGCUUAUUUUCGGAGAUAGAGAAACUGAGAGAGGCAUUCGAUUCUAUAGAAAGGCCGACACUAGAAAUCGAAAUCCGCAGAGCAAAGGUGCCAACAAAGGAGCGAAUCGAGUCGAGCUCUUCGCCUGUUCAGGCACCCUCUACGCCUAAAGCUGCGCCCAUGGGCUCUCCAAAAUCUCCAGUGAAAUCUGAGCAAACACUGGACCUUGGUUCGGAGCUCGCGGAGUUGGAGUUAGAAUUUGGUAAAUCCAACAGGUACUCCCCUGAAGAUAUAAGCGGGUGGGAGUUCGACGAGCUCGAAGAGGAGCUGCGAGCCGACAUAUCCAAAUCGAGCAAUACGAAAUGAACACAUGCAUCUACACCGUGAAGUGCAUACCAUGUUGCGCGCCUCUGGGCACUGCACGACCCCGAACACCCGAAUGUACAUAGUGUUGUUUUAUUGUGUCCAUUGCUGUCCUUUUUUUUGCGGGUGCAUUGCUCUGUCCUUAUGAGAGAUGCAAAUAUGUAAGACUACCGUUGAGGCCUUGACAAGUAAUUUCUUAUUUGUUUGUUCUUGUCAUGGACAUGUAUGCAUACAGAAACAGUGAAACAUACUCCUUGACAUUUGUAAAAAAUUCCAUGUAUAUGCUUUUCGUAUUUCUCAGCAUGGGAUUACCACUUGAAAACCAA